Xylona heveae TC161 is the source of this 1167-nucleotide messenger RNA. Its product is annotated as putative NAD(P)H-dependent D-xylose reductase xyl1. Gene Ontology annotation, biological process: D-xylose catabolic process. The record is from RefSeq and is a predicted model, not a curated record. NCBI's taxonomy places the organism in Eukaryota, Fungi, Ascomycota, Xylonomycetes, Xylonales, Xylonaceae. The transcript is spliced from 4 exons. Bases 141 to 1103 code for a protein of 320 amino acids. Gene Ontology annotation, molecular function: D-xylose reductase (NADPH) activity. Gene Ontology annotation, cellular component: cytosol.
CUCUUUCUCUCUCUCUCUCUCUCCCUUAGCAGAAUUCACUCUUCAUAGACGGUAGUUUGAAGACCCCUGUGCGAGUAGCAGACAAUUACACAGAAGCUUCGAAUCCCAUAACCAAAUCGGCAGGUAUAGAACGGAAUACAAUGGCAUCCCCUACGAUCAAGCUGAACAGCGGCUACGAGAUGCCCCUCGUGGGCUUCGGUCUGUGGAAAGUCACCAACGAGACGUGCGCAGACCAGGUCUACAAUGCGAUCAAGACGGGCUACCGUCUCUUUGACGGUGCUUGCGACUACGGCAACGAGAAAGAAGCCGGCCAGGGCGUCGCACGCGCGAUCAAAGAAGGAAUCGUGAAGCGCUCGGAGCUCUUCAUCGUCAGCAAGCUCUGGAACAGCUUCCACGACGCAGAGCACGUCGAGCCGAUCACGCGCAAGCAGCUCGCCGACUGGGGUCUCGAGUACUUUGACCUGUUCAUCAUGCACUUCCCCAUCAGCCUGAAAUACGUCGACCCUAAGGUGCGCUACCCGCCGGGCUUCACGUACGACGGCAAGACCGUGGUGCCGGGCAAGGCGAGCAUCCAGGAGACGUGGCAAGCCUUGGAAAAGGUCGUGGACGCGGGCCUCGCGCGCAGCAUCGGGAUCAGCAACUUCCGCGCCGUGCUCAUCAUCGACCUGCUCCGCUACGCGCGGAUCCGGCCGGCGACUCUGCAGAUCGAGCACCACCCGUACCUGACGCAGCCGCAGCUGAUCAAGUAUGCGCAGGGCGAGGGGAUCGCGGUGACGGCGUACUCGUCGUUUGGCCCGCCGUCGUUUGUGGACGCGGGCAUGGACAGCGCCAAGGGUGUGCCGUCGCUGUUUGAGCACGAUGCGGUGGUCGAGGUCGCGCACAGGCACAACAAGAACCCGUCCCAGGUCCUGCUCCGCUGGGCCACGCAGCGCGGGGUUGCGGUCAUCCCGAAGAGUAAUAACCAGAACCGCCUCGCGCAGAACUUGCACGUCAAUGAUUUCGAUUUGUCCCAGGAGGACCUGGACAAGAUUAGUAGCUUGAAUAAGGAUUUGCGAUUCAAUGACCCGCCUUCGUACGGCGUCAAUAUCCCCAUCUUUGCGUAAAUGGCGAUCUAGUACCUGUAUGUCAAAAUGGGCAAUGUGGAGGGCUUGGUCGGCUGCUCUUGAU